UCCCCCUUCGCGCCGCCGCUGCCGCGAUGCCCCCCCCUGCGCCCGGGGCCCGGCUCCGGCUUCUCGCCGCCGCCGCCCUGGCCGGCCUGGCCGUCAUCAGUCGAGGGCUGCUGUCCCAGAGCCUGGAGUUCAGCUCCCCUGCGGACAACUACACAGUGUGCGAAGGUGACAACGCCACGCUCAGCUGCUUCAUCGACGAGCAUGUGACCCGAGUGGCCUGGCUGAACCGCUCCAACAUCCUGUACGCGGGCAACGACCGCUGGACCAGUGACCCGAGGGUGCGGCUGCUCACCAACACGCCCGAGGAGUUCUCCAUCCUCAUCACCCAGGUGGGGCUGGGCGACGAGGGCCUCUACACCUGCUCCUUCCAGACCCGCCGCCAGCCGUACACCACUCAGGUCUACCUCAUCGUCCACGUCCCCGCCCGCAUCGUGAAUAUCUCUUCGCCCGUGACCGUGAACGAGGGGAGUAAUGUGAACCUGCUCUGCCUGGCCGUGGGGCGGCCGGAGCCCACGGUCACCUGGAGGCAGCUCCGAGAUGGCUUCACCUCCGAAGGCGAGAUCCUUGAGAUUUACGACAUCCAGCGGGGCCAGGCCGGGGAAUACGAGUGCGUGACUCACAACGGGGUGACCUCUGCACCUGACAGCCGCCGCGUGCUGGUCACAGUCAACUAUCCUCCGACCAUCACGGACGUGACCAGCGCCCGCACAGCCGUGGGCCGGGCCGCCCUCCUGCGCUGCGAAGCUAUGGCGGUGCCCCCCGCGGAUUUCCAGUGGUACAAGGAUGACAGACUGCUGAGCAGUGGCACGGCCGAGGGCCUGAAGGUGCAGACGGAGCGCACCCGCUCGAUGCUUCUCUUCGCCAACGUGAGCGCCCGGCAUUACGGCAACUACACGUGUCGCGCAGCCAACCGGCUGGGAAUGUCCAGCGCCUCCAUGCGGCUCCUGCGCCCAGGAUCCCUGGAGAACUCGGCCCCGAGGCCCCCAGGGCCUCUGACCCUCCUCUCCGCCCUGGGCUGGCUGUGGUGGAGGAUGUAGGAAGAAUCCAGUGCCCUGGAGUGCCCCCUCGGGGGGCCUGAGGCCGAGAGCAAGAGGAGAAGGGGGAACAAGCGCCGCGGGUCUCGAGGGGGCAGAGGAGCUCUCGGCCGCCGAGGAAGAAGAGAGGAAAAGGAAGGGAAGGAGGAAAGAUCUUUACAGAACCCAUCACUGUGAGGGAUAACGCAAAAUUAUGCAUCUUUCUACAGCCAUUCUCGCCACCGUUCACCUUUCUGAUUGUGACCCACCCCCGGCCACCCCACAUCCCUCUCUUAGUUCAGGCUGUCAACUGGAUCGCGUGUGUAUAGUGGGUGUGAGCGUGAGCCUGCGCGCGCGCGCGUGUGUGUGUGUGUGAAUGGGUGGGGAAGGGAGCUCAGCACUCUUCCCUCCUCGACACCCCGCACAUCCACUGCCCCCAACCUUGCUGUCUCUCACCUCUGGCUAGAGGUAGGUAUGGGGGCUUCGUGGCGGAAGCUGUGAGGAGAGGUUUUCCAGGCUCCCUGCUUUCCCAGUAUAUGCAUUCACACCACCCGCUCCCCACCCUGUUGAAAGACCGUCUCCUGGGCAGGUUGGGAGUGGGCAAGGACCUCACGCUUGUCUGUCAAGCUGUCACUCAGCCUCUGUGAGCAGGUGCAGGAUCUCCUUCUUGGCUCUGGGCCUCCCUGCUGUCAGCCGGCCGGCCGCCUGGAGCCAGAGGCCCCAUCGCUGUCUCAGCGGCCUGAGACCUUCCCACUUUUCCUGUCCCUCCCCACCCUGGACUUUCUGGCCCCCUCCUGGGCCAAUCGGUGCUUCCAUCCAACUGUCAGGCUGGUGCCUGUUGUCACCUGUCUGUCUCAGUGCUUUGCCCCACCCUGCCCCCUCCCCUCGACCACCUGCAGCGCCAACCAGCUGCCUUCAGCCCCCCUGCAGCCGGCCCACAGGUGUGGGCUUGCUGGGCUACCAUUCCCUGGCCUCUCCAGCGGCUGAACCUCCCAAAGGCUGACCUGACCGCCCUCACACACACUCAGACACACACACACACACACACACACCAGCGGCUGUGACCAGCAAUAGCCCCCCGGCUCCAGCUGUCCUGUAGCUGGUGACCAGCUGUAGUUCCCCCCGGGAUGGGCAACUGUUAUCAGGAAGGGGCUCUGAGGCUGUAACUUCAGCUCUGAUUGUAGGAACACCCCGCCCUGGCACACCACAUCACACAAAGUGGGGGAGAGAGAGGCAUCACACAGACAUCCUGAGCCCAGACCAAGAUGUCAAGUCACCAGCUCCAACUCCCGGGAGACCCUCUAUAAACACCCACCCUGAACUACACCACCCAGAGCUUGGGACGGGGAGAGAGGGCAGAGCAGGGGCAGAGGGGCAAGGGGUAGUGACUGUACCUCAGACGGGGGCGUGGGCCCCAUCCCACAUUGUCUUCCAUUCCCAGGGUCCGGGGGACAGGGAGGGCAGGGGGAGGGAUGCAAGGGAGGGGGGACGGGGGGCCCUGGGGGCCGUGUGUUCCAAGUCAUGGGGAGUGUUGAGACCACCACACCAAUAAACGCCUUUUUCCAAAGUCUCCGCCUGCAGGUGUCAAUGUCAUUAAGGAUAUGGGUGAGUGGAGGGCAGAGAGUUGUGGUCAUGUGUGGUGCCCCCCCAGCAUCAUUUCUGCCCUCCCUUUUCUCUUUGGUAGAUUUGGAAUUGAUCCAU
This is a messenger RNA of Balaenoptera musculus (blue whale), 2714 nucleotides long. It is a transcript of the gene IGLON5, whose product is annotated as IgLON family member 5. The record is from RefSeq and is a predicted model, not a curated record. Lineage: Eukaryota; Metazoa; Chordata; Mammalia; Artiodactyla; Balaenopteridae. The coding region runs from base 27 to 1037 and encodes 336 amino acids. The transcript is spliced from 8 exons. Gene Ontology annotation, cellular component: neuron projection.